Cephus cinctus (wheat stem sawfly) is the source of this 1905-nucleotide messenger RNA. Its product is annotated as putative inorganic phosphate cotransporter. The record is from RefSeq and is a predicted model, not a curated record. Lineage: Eukaryota; Metazoa; Arthropoda; Insecta; Hymenoptera; Cephidae. The transcript has 7 exons. Gene Ontology annotation, cellular component: plasma membrane. Bases 246 to 1646 code for a protein of 466 amino acids. Gene Ontology annotation, biological process: monoatomic anion transport; transmembrane transport. Gene Ontology annotation, molecular function: transmembrane transporter activity.
CAAAGCGUGAAGCAAAGCGUAGGAUGGGGGAAUGAACGUGGAGGGAACAUUUCUAUAAAUGUAACUAGCCAAAGAAUUGUGUGAGAAACAUAAUAUUGAGGAAAAUGUCAAAGAGUAGUGGCCCAGAGAUUUCCAUCGAGAACUUGGAAAACAAAACCGCGAAUGUGGAUCCCUCGAUAGUUCCGUCAGUUUUAUAUCUGAACUGAAAGUGACUGAGUGAGAAAAAUUGGAGCCCGCGGUUCAAAAUGGAGUCUAAAGAAGUUUCUUCUGGCCUGAUGGGCAAUUUGGUUCCUUCAGGAAUCGGAAAGAGACACGUGCAAGCCCUUCUGAUGUUCUUCGGAACCACCAUAGGAUAUGCAAUGAGAGUCACCAUAUCCGUUGCAGUGGUAGCCAUGACAGAUUCAUCAACGACUGAUUCAAACGUCCAGACAUACGACUGGGACGAGAGCACUCGAUCCAUUAUUUUGAGUUCCUUUUUUUGGGGCUAUAUUGUUACUCAAGUACCAGGAGGAUACGUAGCGAAAAAUUGGAGCGCGCAGAAGCUUCUUUCUCUUGGAAUAUUAUUCUGCUCUAUUUUCAAUAUGAUCAUCCCAGCUGCUGCUCAGAUUGCUGGAUGGAGUGGAGUCUGCGCCUGCAGAGUGGGAAUGGGAAUUGCUCAGGGCUGUCUUAUGCCCUGUAUGCACACCCUACUUUCAAAAUGGGCCCCGGUCCCUGAAAGGGCUAGACUCUCCACCUUCGCCUACGCGGGAUCUUUAUUCGGCACGGUGGUCAUGAUGGCACUCUGUGGAAUUCUUGCCGCAUCUUCUCUCGGAUGGCCAAGUAUCUUUUACAUCUCAAGCUCGGUCGGUAUAGUUUGGGCGAUCGCAUUUUUCACUUGGGGUUCAGACUCGCCCGCAUUGCACAAAUCUAUUUCCGAGGACGAGAAGAGGUAUAUACAAGCUAGCUUUGGACAAGCGCAAAUUGAUACAGAAGAGGAGAAGAUUCCAAUACCCUGGAAGGAGAUAUUUACCUCAAUUCCCAUGUGGGCAAUCAUAAUAGCACACUGUACUCAGAACUGGGGCUACUGGUUGCUAAUCACAAAAAUACCAGGAUACAUGAAUGCCAUCCUUCAGUUUAACAUCACCGAGAAUGGGAUCGUCUCGGCCCUGCCCUAUUUGAUCAUGUGGAUUCUGAGCUUCCCGGCUAGUUGGCUGUCGGAUUAUGCCUUGAAGAAGGACGUGUCAAAGCAAGUGGCCAGGAAAGUGUCGAACAGCAUUGCUCAUUGGGGACCAGCCCUGGCUCUGGUUGGCCUCUGUUACGUCAGGAGCGACAACGCGAUCCUGGCAGUGAUCACCAUCACCGCAGCGGUUGGACUUAAUGCUGGCUCCAUUUGCGGUUUUCAAAUCAAUCACAUAGACCUUAGUCCAAAUUUUGCUGGAACCAUGAUGUCCAUAACGAACUGCAUAGCUGCCGUUGUCGCAAUUAUAGUGCCACUGGUCUGCGCUUUAAUUGUCACUGAUGAGACUGAUGCAGGACAAUGGAAAAUCGUUUUCUUCCUGACGGCAGCCAUUUACUUCGUAGGAAACCUGAUAUUCGUUCUUUUUAGUAAAGCUGAAAUCCAAUCGUGGAACAAUCCUGAAUUGGCGAAGGUGAAAGAAGAGCGGUGAAUUUUGGCGACUACGUGGCAUGAGUCUUCGUUACAGUGCAUGUAACAGUUACCUAAGAGUAAGCAGGUGAAAUUAAAUGACGCUGGCUGGUCAAGUAGAAAACUUUUGAAAUUUUUAUUCCGUUUAAAAGCGAAGACGAAAAAUAAUCGAGUGGCAGACAACUGUAGUAGUCUUCGCGAUAAAGACGUAACUUCAGUAUGAAACUAAUGUUGUCACUGUAAAUAUAACUUCGGAUAAUAAAACUUUUUGAUAAAACUGU